Molecule: messenger RNA, 1056 nt
Organism: Plenodomus lingam JN3
Lineage: Eukaryota; Fungi; Ascomycota; Dothideomycetes; Pleosporales; Leptosphaeriaceae
Gene: GB1
Product: Guanine nucleotide-binding protein subunit beta
Biological process (GO): G protein-coupled receptor signaling pathway
Cellular component (GO): cytoplasm; heterotrimeric G-protein complex
Molecular function (GO): signaling receptor complex adaptor activity; protein binding
Source: RefSeq, a predicted model, not a curated record
AUGGCCGACAUGAACCAAGAGUCCAUCCAACAGAAGAUCCAGAUCGCCCGCCGCGAUGCUGAGGCCCUCAAGGACAGGAUAAAGCGCAAGAAGGAUGAGCUUGCUGACACCACACUUCGUGAUGUCGCGCGAGACCGUGUCGAGGCUCUACCGCGCCUGACCAUGAAGACGAAGCGGACGCUCAAGGGCCAUCUCGCCAAGAUCUACGCCAUGCACUGGUCGACUGACCGGAGGCAUCUCGUCUCGGCCUCGCAGGACGGAAAACUCAUCAUCUGGGAUGCGUACACAACGAACAAGGUCCAUGCCAUUCCUUUGCGAUCCUCCUGGGUCAUGACCUGCGCCUACUCGCCGUCUGGCAACUACGUGGCUUGCGGUGGUCUCGACAACAUCUGCUCCAUUUACAACUUGUCUGCCCGGGAAGGACCAACGCGUGUGGCACGGGAGCUCUCUGGCCACUCUGGAUAUCUCAGUUGCUGCCGAUUCAUCAGCGACAAGCGCAUCCUCACUUCCUCUGGCGACAUGACCUGCGUGCUUUGGGAUCUGGAAACCGGCUCCAAGGUGCACGAGUUUGCCGACCAUCUUGGCGAUGUAAUGAGCUUGAGCAUCAACCCUCUCGACAACAACCAGUUCGUGUCUGGUGCUUGCGACGCCUUCGCCAAGCUGUGGGAUAUCCGUCAGCAAAAGUGUGUGCAGACCUUUGCUGCUCACGACUCAGACAUCAACGCCAUCCAAUUCUUCCCCAACGGCAACGCUUUCGGUACUGGAUCAGACGAUGCUUCAUGUCGCUUGUUCGAUAUCCGUGCCGAUCGCGAGCUGGCAUCGUAUCAGAUUCCCGAGCCCGUCUGCGGGAUCACAUCAGUCGCCUUCUCCGUCUCCGGAAGAUUGCUGUUUGCAGGUUACGACGAUUUCGAGUGCAAGGUUUGGGAUGUACUACGCGGCGAGCGCGUCGGCACACUGCAGGGACAUGACAACCGAGUCAGCUGUCUCGGUGUAAGUAACGAUGCACUCAGUCUCUGCACCGGUUCCUGGGACUCGAUGCUGCGUAUCUGGGCAUGA